UCCCAAUCCCUAAAGCGUGUCCCUUUGUUUUAAAACUUUUAACACAAUCCACAUAUCAAAUAAAAGCCCCUCUCCCACUCUCUCAUUUCCUAAACAUACCAUCCAAUGAAGAAAAUCACAAUACCUCCACUCUUUCCUCUUCUCAUCACUCUAAUAGUAAUAUUCUCUCAUGUUACAACAUUAGCCUCACAGCAAUUCAAGGAAGCCCCCCAAUUCUACAAUGCUCCAACAUGCCCCAAAAUGGGACAGAAGCAGAAGCAGCAGUUGGUUCCAGAGGGGCAGAUUUGCUCAAGUGAGGCAGUCCACGUGGCAAUGACCCUCGACGCAGCCUACCUUCGCGGCUCGAUGGCCGCCAUCCUGUCGACACUCCAACACACCUCCUGCCCCGAAAACGUCAUCUUCCACUUCGUUGCGUCCGCCUCCGCCAACGCCACCCUCCUAGCCUCCACCGUCAUCGCCUCGUUCCCGUACCUUAAGUUCGAAAUCUACCAUUUCCGAGACUCGGCCGUGGCGGGGCUCAUCUCCACCUCCAUCCGCUCGGCCCUUGACUGCCCCCUCAACUACGCCCGGAGCUACCUCGCCGACCUCCUCCCCCCCUGCCUCCGCCGCGUCGUCUACCUAGACUCCGACCUCGUCCUCGUAGACGACAUCGCCAACCUCGCCGCCAUCCCGCUCACCGGCGGGAAGGUCCUCGCCGCGCCGGAAUACUGCAACGCAAACUUCACCGCCUACUUCACCCCGACGUUCUGGUCGAGCCCUUCCCUCUCCCUCACCUUCGCAAACCGGAGGCCGUGCUACUUCAACACGGGGGUGAUGGUCAUCGACCUCGAGCGGUGGCGCGAGGGAGGAUACACGGCGAGGAUCGAGGAAUGGAUGGAGCUGCAGAAGAGGAUGAGAAUCUACGAGCUGGGAUCGCUGCCGCCGUUCUUGCUGGUGUUUGGCGGGGAGAUCGAGGCGGUGGACCACAGAUGGAACCAGCACGGCCUCGGAGGGGACAACUUCCGAGGCCUGUGCCGAGAGCUCCAUCCGGGGCCAGUGAGCCUGCUGCAUUGGAGCGGGAAGGGGAAGCCGUGGGCCCGCCUCGACGCCGGCCGCCCCUGCCCGCUCGAUGCGCUAUGGGCGCCUUACGAUCUGCUCAAGCCAACCUAUUCCUUCGAUUCUUGAAAUUCAUUCUUUCUUUUUUUUUGGCUUUCAACUUGUGCAUAUUAAAUUCGUUUCGUGUUUGUAAUUAUAUGUGAUAGAUACAUUUUAAGGUCAUUAAUUCCAAAAAGUUGGAUUAUCUCAUCUUCA
Messenger RNA from Salvia splendens (bonfire salvia), 1290 nucleotides. Its product is annotated as probable galacturonosyltransferase-like 1. The coding region runs from base 106 to 1164 and encodes 352 amino acids. Gene Ontology annotation, cellular component: Golgi apparatus. The transcript has a single exon. The record is from RefSeq and is a predicted model, not a curated record. Gene Ontology annotation, molecular function: glycosyltransferase activity. Lineage: Eukaryota; Viridiplantae; Streptophyta; Magnoliopsida; Lamiales; Lamiaceae.